UAUGACCAUACCAUGACAGAUAAAAAUAAUUUAGCAGAUAUAGAUCAAAGAGAUGUUAGCUUGCGAAGACAAGCAAAAAAGUUAGUGAAACAAAAAAACGUAAUAAAUAAAAGACCGACCCAUCUUUUUAUGCAUGAAAAGUCUCUCGUUGAAAUACCUAAACCCAAACACCCGAAUCAUAUUAUUUACGCUUAUUAUCAUAACAAUAACAUUACCAAAAUAGAAAAUCUCAACAUGCUGUAUAAUUUGACUCACUUGCAUCUACAAUGGAACAAAAUAUCGAAAAUUGAAGGCUUAAAUAAUUUGACAAAAUUAAAAAAAUUGUACCUUAGCAACAAUCUAAUAAGUGUCGUCGAAAAUUUAGAAGGAUUGAAGUAUUUAGAGGAACUGCACAUUGAAAAACAAAAUAUUGCCAAUUCAGAUGCCCUGUGCUUUGACCCAAAGACCAUGAUAUCUAUUGGGGCGUCUUUGAGAAUUUUGAACGUGUCUGAGAACAAAAUUUCCGAGGUGACUUGGGCUAAACCUUUACGUCGAUUAGAAGUUCUAAUUGCCAAAAAUAAUAAAUUAGAAAAUACAGAGUCCAUUGCCAAUGAUCUUUGUACGUUAGUUUGUCUCGUGGACGUCAACUUUAUUGGUAAUCCGAUGUGUAAAAAGCAUCGAUACAAAGAAAUCAUAAUUGCAAGAUGUGCACCAUUACGUGUUUUAGAUACCGUAGCAAUCCAUAGCACUUCAAGAACAUUUUUACAAAACUUUGACAAAGUUGUGAGAUUACGACAAUUAAACGAGAAAAAUAAAAUAAGCAUGACUCGUCAAGGCGUCGAAGAUUUCUUCGAUUUAAAUAUGUUAACCGGACCGCGUGCACAAAGCGCUUUAUCUAUAUCAGAAUUUUCUAAUCAGAAGCCAAGACUUUCAGCAAUAGAUUCAUCAUAUACUUUUAUGCCUCGUGCUUUUUGGCGCAAUAAGACAUCUCCUUCACCUCGCGAUGAUGUACCACCGAAAAACUUUGCAACCAAGAAAAUGACUGUAGCACUCACACCAAAUGGGUUAGCCGAUGGGAUAACUGAAAAUGAGGAUGGAAUAGAAUAUUUUGUUAUGCCACAAGAAGUUAACAUGACAAUGUCAGAAUUCCUAGACACUUUGGAUGCUCAGGAUGAAAACAUAAUUCCUUAUAUACAGCGACAGAACUCGAAUCUAACAGAAGAUUUUAGUGAAUUAAUGACAGAUGUAGAAAGUGAGAUAAAAUUUGCCAGUGAGGCGUUCAAUAAGAAACCUGAUGCUAUCAAUUUUUGGAUGGGAGAUCAAAGAGCUGUAACAUCAAUGCAUAAAGAUCCCUAUGAAAACAUAUACUGUGUAAUUGAUGGAUACAAGGAUUUCAUACUAAUUCCGCCCACUGAUCUACCCUAUGUGCCAUAUAAGCGAUAUCCUCAAGCUGAAUUUAGGAGAAGUGGGGACAAAUGGGAUAUUGUUCCUGUUGUAACUGAAGGUUGUAAAUAUAACAAUGGUGAUAAUAACAAUGAUUGUGGAUUACCUUGGAUUUGUAUUGAUCCUCUCAAACCGGAUUUGGUGAAAUACCCAGAGUUCAAAACAGCACAUAUAUUUAAAUUGCGUCUCUAUAAAGGAGAUUGUCUCUAUCUCCCUAGUCUAUGGUUUCAUCACGUGACCCAAAGCCAUGGCUGUAUAGCUGUUAACUAUUGGUAUGAUAUGGAAUUCGACAUUAAGUACUGUUAUUUUAAAAUGUUGGAAAAGUUGUGUGAUAAGUAUUAAUAGAUAAGUUCAUAAAAAAUAUUAUUCAUAUUCUGUCAA
This is a messenger RNA of Vanessa atalanta (red admiral), 1803 nucleotides long. RefSeq names its product internalin A (gene JMJD7). Lineage: Eukaryota; Metazoa; Arthropoda; Insecta; Lepidoptera; Nymphalidae. Gene Ontology annotation, molecular function: 2-oxoglutarate-dependent dioxygenase activity; protein binding. The record is from RefSeq and is a predicted model, not a curated record. Bases 13 to 1764 code for a protein of 583 amino acids. The transcript is spliced from 10 exons.